GUUGGCCAUCUUUUUUUUAACAGGCACCACGCGAAUUUUGUUAACAACAUUACAGCUCAGCUAAUGUAAUAAUCGCUUUAGCCAUUUUCUUAUUUAAGACACAGCGUUACCUAGUAUGUCAGUGUAAUUCAGCUUCUACUUUACACAAAUGGACGCUAUUAAAUUAACUUUUUGAAGUAUGUAUGCUUAGUUAGUGCUGCAUCUGAGGCUUUUAGUUCUGUUUAGAUCGCGCUGUCAGUGUGUCAUCAUCGGGUUUUAAUGGACAAUGGAGUCUCUUAGGCUGCUAUCGGUGGAUCCCUCUGACCGGGGGUCUCAGAGAUGCAGACUGGGCCCGGGUCUGAUGUCGUCGUUGGGUCUAAGACUGGGCUCCCCUCUGCUGGUGUCUCUUCCCGGGGGAAGCUGCCUGUGCACCACCUGGCCCCGUCCCGACCUGGCGGAGGGCUUCCUGCAGAUAGACCUGAAAUGUUUCACUCCCAGCUUGAUUUCUGGGCUUCCCGCACACCUGAGCUUGGACAAGACUCAGCUCAGUCCCGCACCCUGCACCAAACUGAAGAGUGUUAAAGUAACUGUGGUGGUCCGGAGUCUUGAUUUUAAGAAAAACACAAAUUUUAGCCUUGUUCAUGAGCUUGUGAAGGACAUGCUGACGGGUGUUUAUGUCCAUAAAGAGUUUGUAAUAAACCUGGAGGAGUUUAAUACAGAUAUAAGAUAUGUUGCUGUGCACGGCAUCUGUCCAGAGUCUGCAGCUGCUGGAGUCAUCACCUCUAAAACUGGUCUGGAGAUAACUGAGGUCCAGACAGUCCAGCAUUACAAGAGUCAAAUGCAGGACCAGCAUACACCCCCGCUGGGAGGACUGGAUGAGGUGAGUGCAUCCCUGAGAGAGAUGCUGCAGCUGCCCCUCCUUUAUCCCAACACCCUGAUCUCGCUGGGCGUGUCUUGCCCCAGAGGUGUGCUCCUGGUGGGACCUCCUGGAGUUGGGAAGACCGUGUUGGUCCGCCGGGUGGUCAUGGAGGUGGGAGCAAGCCUGGUGGUGGUCAGAGGACCAGAGGUUGUCGGGUCACGGCCGGGUGAGAGCGAGGAGACGCUGCGGGCUGUGUUUGAGCGUGCCCGGUCUGCAGCGGAAGAGGGCCCCUGCGUGUUGUUUUUGGACGAGCUGGACUCUCUGUUUCCGAGGAGAUCCGGCUCCUCCGCGCCUGAGAACCGGCUGGUGGCCCAGCUUCUCACGCUGAUGGAUGGGAUGAGUCGGUCCGACCGCUUCCUCAUCGUAGGAGCCACCAACAGGCCAGACAGUUUAGACCCAGCGCUGCGUAGGCCUGGGAGGUUUGACAGAGAGGUGAUCAUCGGUGCUCCGACACUCCUGCAGAGAAAGGCCAUCCUGUCUGUUCUGUGUGAGAGAAUGCCCGUGCGCCCCACCGUGAACAUUGCGGAGCUUGCUCAGAUAACGACAGGAUAUGUCGGAGCAGACCUGAGUGCACUGUGCAGGGAGGCUGCCAUGCACGCUUUGAGGGAGAAUGUAAAGGGUUCAGGGGAGCAGGUGGUGGAUAUGAAGCACUUCCAGGAGGCCCUGAAGUUGGUGGGCCCGUCCUGCCUGAGAGGCAGCCUGGGCAGGACGGAGCUCUCCCCGGUGCUUUGGGAGCAAAUCGGAGGCCUGGAAGAAGUCAAAACCAAACUAAGACAGAGCAUUGAGUGGCCUAUGAGACACCCUGAGGCGUUUGUCCGUCUGGGGUUGUGUCGGCAGCGCGGCGUCCUUCUGUACGGACCUCCAGGAUGCGCAAAGACGACGCUUGUCAAAGCUGCUGCCACCUCGUCCCGCUGUGCUUUCCUGUCCGUCAGCGGCGCUGACCUGUACUCUCCGUACGUCGGAGACUCUGAGAAAGCUUUAGCUCAGCUGUUCCGGCAGGCCCGCGCCUGCGCGCCCUGCGUUCUGUUCCUCGACGAGAUCGACUCGCUGAUCGGGUCGCGGUCCGACGUCGGGACCCCUAACAGCGUGCAGACCCGGCUGCUCUCUGUGCUGCUGAAUGAGAUGGACGGGAUCGGCCUGAAGACGGUGGAGAGGAGGGGAGCAGAUAAGGUCCUGCAGGCAGAGGGAGUGGAGCAGAGUCACGCAGAUGACGAGCUGGACUGUCAGGAGGUUUGUAACAAAGAUGUGAUGGUUGUAGCUGCUACAAACAGACCCAGCUGCAUCGACAGCGCCCUGCUCAGACCCGGCAGGCUGGACCACAUCAUUUACGUUCCACCCCCUGAUCUGCAGGCUCGACUCGCCAUCCUAAAAGUUUGCACAAAGUCUAUGCCUGUGGAUUCACACGUCUGUCUGGAGGAGCUGGCUACAAAGACAAAGCUUUACUCUGGAGCUGACCUGGAAAACCUGUGUAAAGAAGCUGCUCUGCUGGCAUUGCUGGAGGAGAACAUGGAAGCGUCAUCCAUCCAACAGACACAUUUCCUUCGUUCCAUCACCAAAAUGAGUCCUUCUCUCACUGCUCAGCAGAUUAGUUCAUAUUUAAUACCUCACCAGUGAUGUAUUUUUAUACAAAAUAUCAGUUUUAAAAUAAAUGUUAUGACAUGUAACUUUUA
Messenger RNA from Poecilia reticulata (guppy), 2568 nucleotides. It is a transcript of the gene afg2b, whose product is annotated as AAA ATPase AFG2B. Gene Ontology annotation, molecular function: ATP binding; polyubiquitin modification-dependent protein binding; ATP hydrolysis activity. The record is from RefSeq and is a predicted model, not a curated record. Gene Ontology annotation, biological process: retrograde protein transport, ER to cytosol; autophagosome maturation; mitotic spindle disassembly. Gene Ontology annotation, cellular component: nucleus; cytosol; VCP-NPL4-UFD1 AAA ATPase complex. NCBI's taxonomy places the organism in Eukaryota, Metazoa, Chordata, Actinopteri, Cyprinodontiformes, Poeciliidae.